Messenger RNA from Toxorhynchites rutilus septentrionalis, 1272 nucleotides. Its product is annotated as modifier of mdg4-like. The coding region runs from base 270 to 1223 and encodes 317 amino acids. The record is from RefSeq and is a predicted model, not a curated record. Gene Ontology annotation, molecular function: protein binding. Gene Ontology annotation, biological process: regulation of transcription by RNA polymerase II. The transcript has 4 exons. Gene Ontology annotation, cellular component: nucleus. Lineage: Eukaryota; Metazoa; Arthropoda; Insecta; Diptera; Culicidae.
AUGUUAUGUUUUUGUGUUGUUUAUUAUUUGAACCGACGUAUUCCCCUGAAUAAUAUGAUAUAAAUAUUUUCUAGCUUCAAUAAAAUAUGGUAACUAGAAUCGAUAUGCAAACUAAUUCAAAAGUUUAUACAGCGGACGAUGAGAGUGAGAGAAGGCUAAAUCUGAAGUGGCUUUCAUACCAACAGCAUAUGGGAUGUUCUAUAAAUGAUUUGUACAGGUAGUGUGGAAAAUUCUCCGAUGUAACACUCUGUGCUCGGCAAGGUUCUGCAAUGCAAUUGCUAAAUGCACACAGAUUCGUGUUGGCAAACUCUAGCGCGUAUUUUUCAGAUAUCUUCGAUAAGCUUCCAUCAUCUGGCAAUUACUUGAUUGUACUUCCACUGGAGGUCACAGCAAACACAAUGAAAUAUCUUCUGAAUUACAUGUAUACUGGUGAGACUGAUGUUAAAGAGAUCAUGCUUCCUGAUUUAUUUAAAGCUGGAAAGAUAUUGGGAAUUAGAGGGCUUUCCUCAAGCAGAAAUCGAAAACCGAAACAGUGCCCUAUAGUUACUACAGCAUCUGUUAAAAUUCGUACUCCAGACGCCAUAAAUGCACCAACUUUUGAAACAACUCGUGAUGCAGCAAACGGAACAGCAGUUGAAAAACGGAAAUCGAUUCCUGUUCAAGCAAGAGACCCCGUAAUCAGCAGAAUGACAAAUUCACUUGCACAUACGAGUACACUACCGCAGAAGCGCAAUCGUUCCGCGCGAACCGGAUGGGACUUAGUGCACUCGAGUGAACCUAUUGAUUCCGUGACCCCAGCUCGCCGCUCCACCGGGGAUUCUACCAGCCCUAUGGUUUUAAAUGCAGGACUUUCUGAAGAUCCUCUGGCAGUGGAUUUUCCAGAUGAUGCUUCUUCUCAAUUAGAAGUAAUUGAGGUGAAAAAUGAAGUACUUUCUGAAGAAGAGAGCCACGAAGAAGACAGUUUGCAUCAGCCGAAGAUGUUAUCAAUCAGCAAGGGUGGUGAUAUCGUAUCGGUUUACUGCUGUCGGGUGUGUUCGAGGUUCUUUUUCGCCAACGAUGAAUGGAAGCGCCAUAUGCAGGAUGCUCACAGGAAGACGAAGCCUGCGUCAAAAAAACGGAAGCAAGAUGAGACAACGUCUACUUUAAUAUGUGGUGUUUGCAAUUUAUCAUUUAAAUCAACGCAUACUUGGAUGGAGCAUGUUCGGAACCGACAUAAACUGUAAGAACAUGUAAUUGUAUUGUUGUGUAAACCAGAAUGAAUAAUUAAAACAA